Caenorhabditis briggsae is the source of this 2001-nucleotide messenger RNA. The record is from RefSeq and is a predicted model, not a curated record. The transcript is spliced from 13 exons. Gene Ontology annotation, cellular component: intracellular anatomical structure. Gene Ontology annotation, biological process: regulation of Rac protein signal transduction; signal transduction; positive regulation of GTPase activity. Lineage: Eukaryota; Metazoa; Nematoda; Chromadorea; Rhabditida; Rhabditidae. Gene Ontology annotation, molecular function: GTPase activator activity. The coding region runs from base 1 to 2001 and encodes 666 amino acids.
AUGGAGGUCGGUCACCGUUUCAGACGGAUGAAACACAAUUUUCAAACCAAAAAAACCACCGACGAGGAGCUCAAACAAUUCGAAAAUGUUAUGCAACGCAAUUCAAAAGUUUCGAAUCUCGCCUCUGCGUUUCGAAAGGACCUUGCCGCUACAUUGACCACAGGGUUCAAAGAGGAAAAUGUUGAUAAACGAAAGAAAAAGUGCGACGAGCUCUCGAUGUCUCAAACACUCAAAGACGCGUCUGUGGAUUUGAGCUACUACAAAACAAGUUGCCUUCACGACGUGAUCAACAUGUACGGUGAUGUGCUACAUAAUGAAGUUGAUGAGAAAGUCAAAAUGGAAAUGCUGAUGGAACGUCGAGUGUAUGAAGAAUUGGCUCCAUUUGUAGACAAUGAGAAAAACGCGAACAAGCUCAAGGAUAAGAUGAAUCUAGUAAGCACAGAUCUCGAAAUUGCUCAAAAGGAUUACGACAAAGAGCCAACGAUGACAAAACAAGAGCAAAUGGACGCGCUUCAGAUGAAAUACGAAGGAAUGAAGGAUCUUCUCGUCACCGACAUUUUCAAUUCUUCUGUGUCUAGAGAAUUGCAAUUGACUCAGCACGUGCUGACAAGUAUGGUUUUGAAACGUGACUAUUUCAAAUAUAUGUUCGAGAUGUAUGACCAAAUGAUACCAAAAACGGAACAUGCACUUGCCACCGCAAUUCCACGGCCAGUAUUUGGUGUUCCAUUGGAAGAGCAUUUACUCGUACAGCAACAGAGAAUCUCUAUCGUCCUUACCAAGACAUGCGAAUUUCUUCGACAACAUGGAAUGCAAGAGCGUGGGAUCUUCCGUGUCAGUGGAAACGCAUCGAAAGUUAAGAGAAUCCGCGCUGCACUCGAUUGUGGGCAAUUUGAUAUUGACGAGAAACACUAUCACAACGAUCCACAUGCAAUUGCUUCCACUCUCAAAGCGUAUCUACGUGAACUUCCGAACUCAUUGACUAUGGAUUCUUUGCAGAAUGAAUGGGUUUCCGCUGUCGAUUUGGAGGGUGAAGAGAGAUUUGUCGCUAUCGAUACAUGUCUCAAGAAAAUGACACGUGGACAUCGUCAGAAUCUCACGUACUUGAUGAAAUUUUUGUGUGAUUUGGAGACGUGCAGGGAAGAGACUUCGAUGAACGCCUCCAACCUCGCCAUUGUUUUUGGCCCAACAAUCACUGGAAUGAUUUUGGAUGGAUUGAACCCAUCAGGAAUCAAGUUGACCGAGUUUAUGAUCAGCAAUGGAACCCGAAUCUUCGGGUUUGGAACUUUAGACAAGCUUGACACUUCUCCUCCUUCCGCCUUCACACGUGCUCAGUCUUCAAUCAGUCCACGAUCCUUCCGUCCGAAAGAGAAGGCUCCUCCACCGCCACCAGCACCAACGUCGUCAUCUCAAAUACCUUCUACCAGUGGUGACUUGAUCCAAUUAGCGGACGAAGACGAUUUUUCGGAUGAAGGACCAACCUCGUCCAAUGGAGGAUCAUUGAGCAGAAGCAAUACGGAGCACCGCCCAAAUAGGCCACCACCACCGUCGUUCCGUGCCACAUUCACCGAGACACCGAAAUCACGCCCAAUCAGUUACAAUAUCGCCGUUGGCGCUCGUCCCAACGAGCCAUCGUCUUCAUCAUCAUCGGCUCGUAACCCAAUGACGGUCAGUAUGGAAGAUAUGAUCACCGAGACACCGGUUGCUCCUGAACGCAAGCGGCUCAGUAUGCUUUCCAUCGGCGGUAGUGCUCAUCGUGUGACUCCUAUCACCAGCAGCAACAACACUCAAUCGUCUUCUUCUCAAGAGUCAUCCGGUUCUCUGGUUAUGGAUGGUGGCGACAACCGAACCUUGGUUUCAUUGGACGGAGAACCGUCAACUUCUUCUGUUGCUGCUUCUUCCUUGCCAAGCAACAUCCAACCACCACCGCAAUCCACCAAACCGAAGCCACCAUUGCCAAUCAAGCCGAAGGAUCUUGGAAAUAACGAAAGUUCCCGCUUAUAA